CAACAUAACUACAACCACUUUUUAAAAGUUUUAAUUUGGCAUCAGGCAAAUAGAAGCGGGCGGUUGUAUAGUGUCAUUCACAUGUGACUUUGGGAAGGUGUCUGUUGGACUCGUAGGCUUGUAUUUUUUUCUCUCACCCAGGUUAUGGCGGAGCUGAAGUUUUCUAGCUUGUGUUGAGCGCUGAGAGCACCAGUGUUUGCUGAUGGAGCACCUCCAGGGAGCAUGGAAGACCCUGAGCAACGGCUUUGGGAUGAAGGACUCUGUGUUCGAGGGCCCUUGCCUUUCCCCGACCAUGGUGCAGGGCUUCCCCUCCCAGCGCCGCUCCUCCGACGACAGUAAGAUCCCCGACUCCAAGACCAGCAGCACCAUCCGCGUCUACCUCCCCAACCAGCAGCGCACAGUGGUGAAUGUGAGGCCAGGUAUGACCCUGCACAGCUGCCUGAUCAAAGCGCUGAAGGUGCGGGGCCUGCAACCGGAGUGCUGUGCUGUCUUCAGACUGCACCCAGGACAGAGGAGUAAAAAGUCACGUAUGGAUUGGAAUACCGACUCUACCUCACUAAUUGGGGAAGAACUGCUGGUGAAAGUCUUAGAUCAUGUCCCCUUGACGACGCACAACUUUGUUCGGAAAACAUUUCUGAAGUUGGCCUUCUGCGAUAUAUGCCAGAAGUUCCUUUUGAAUGGUUUCCGUUGCCAAACAUGCGGCUACAAAUUCCAUGAGCACUGCAGCACCAAAGUGCCCACGAUGUGUGUGGAUUGGAGCAACAUCAGACAGCUCCUGUUGUUCCCGACACCAGGUGAAAGUGGGGGUCCAUCUCUUCCUCCUCUUACUUCUCGGCGAAUGAGAGAAUCGCUGUCCCGACUCCCCAGCAGCUCUCUUCAUCGCUGCUCUACCCCUCACGCCUUCAACUACACGGCCCCCUACCCACCCACAGGGGGCGCUCUGUCCCAGAGGCAGCGCUCCACCUCCACGCCCAACGUCCACAUGGUCAGCACCACCAUGCCCGUCGACAGCAGCAUGAUGGAGGAAGCAAUGCGUAAUCAUGAAGCAAUGCGUAAUCAUGACUCAGGCGGGAGUUCCCCCAGCCAGAGUCCCACAGGCUGGUCCCAGUCCCAGUCUAACACCCCAGCUCCAGACAGACGAGAGAGGGCUCCUUCAUUCAACACUCAGGAGAAACACAAAAUACGUCCGAGGGACAAGCGGGACUCCAGUUAUUACUGGGAGAUUGAGGCCAGUGAAGUGGUUCUUCACUCCUGUAUCGGCUCAGGCUCCUUCGGAACGGUAUACAAAGGGAAAUGGCACGGUGACGUAGCGGUGAAGAUCCUAAAGGUGAUUGACCCCACGCCAGAGCAGUUCCAGGCCUUCAGAAACGAGGUGGCUGUCCUUAGGAAAACGCGGCACGUCAACAUCCUGUUGUUCAUGGGCUACAUGACGAAGGACAACCUGGCCAUCGUGACCCAGUGGUGUGAGGGCAGCAGCCUCUACAAACACCUUCACGUCCAGGAGACCAACUUCCAGAUGUUCCAGCUUAUAGACAUUGCCAGGCAGACAGCUCAGGGCAUGGACUAUUUGCACGCCAAAAACAUCAUCCACCGGGACAUGAAGUCAAACAAUAUCUUCCUACAUGAGGGCCUGACGGUGAAGAUAGGAGACUUUGGUCUGGCCACGGUCAAGGCCAGGUGGAGUGGUUCUCACCAGGUGGAGCAACCCUCAGGGUCCAUACUGUGGAUGGCUCCUGAGGUUAUCCGUAUGCAGGACAACAUGCCCUAUAGUUUCCAGUCUGACGUGUACUCCUAUGGUGUUGUCCUCCAUGAGCUGAUGACGGGAGAGCUGCCAUACUCACAGAUAGCCAACAGAGACCAGAUCAUCUUCAUGGUGGGCCGGGGGUACCUGUCUCCAGAUCUCAGUAAGCUUUAUAAGAGCUGUCCUAAGGCCAUGAAGAGGCUGGUGGCCGACUGCAUCAAGAAAAUCAAGGACGAGAGGCCACUGUUCCCCCAGAUCCUGUCGUCAAUUGAGCUGCUCCAGCACUCCCUGCCUAAGAUCAACCGCAGUGCCUCAGAACCCUCCAUGCACAGAGCCUCCCACACCGAGGAUAUUAACGCCUUCACUUCCACCUAUAGCAGACUGCCUGUGUUCUGAACUACAAUACUCAACCUGUCCCUCCUACCUGCUCCUGUUCUAAAACAUACACGUGUGUGCAUGAGCACACACACACACACCCCAAAUAUCUAGUGGCUUAUGAAAGUAUUCACCCCCCUUGGCAUUUUUCCUAUUUUGUUGCUUUACAACCUGGAAUUAAAUAGAUUUUUGGGGGGUUUGUAUCAUUUGAUUUACACAACAUGUCUACCACUUUGAAGAUGCAAAAUAUUUUUUGUUGUGAAACAAACAAGAAAUAAGACAAAAAAAUGAACUUGAGCGUGCAUAACUAUUCACCCCCCACCCCCCCAAAGUCAAUACGUUGUAAAGCCACCUUUUCAAUAAUUACAGCUGCAAGUCUCUUGGGGUAUGUCUCUAUAAGCUUGGCACAUCUAGCCACUGGGAUUUUUUCCCAUUCUUCAAGGCAAAACUGUUCUUGCUUGGAUGGGUUCCCCUGGCAUACAGCAAUCUUUAAGUCAUACCACAGAAUCUCAAUUGAAUUGAGGUCUGGGCUUUGACCAUUCCAAGACAUUAAAAUGUUUCCCCUUAUACCACUCAGGUGUUGCUUUAGCAGGGUCAUUGUCCUGCUGGAAUGUGAACCUCUGUCCCAGUCUCAAAUCUCUGGAAGACUGAAACAGGUUUCCCUCAAGAAUUUCCCUGUAUUUAGAGCCAUCCAUCAUUCCUUCAAUUCUGUCCCAGUCCCUGAAGAUGAAAAACAUCCCCACAGCAUGAUGUUGCCAUCACCAUGCUUCACUGUGAGGAUGGUGUUCUCGGGGUGAUGAGAGGUGUUAGGUUUGCGCCAGACAUAGCGUUUUCCUUGAUGGCCAAAAAGCUACAUUUUAGUCUCAUGUGACCAGAUUACCUUCUUCCAUAUGUUUGGGGAGUCUCCCACAUGCAUUUUGGCAACCACCAAACGUUUUUGCUUAUUUUUUUCUUUAAGCAAUGGCUUUUUUCUGGCCACUCUUCUGUAAAGCCCACCUCUGUGGAGUGUAUGGCUUAAAGUAGUCCUAUGGACAGAUACUCCAAUCUCCUCUGUGGAGCUUUGCAGCCCAUUCAGUGUUAUCUUUGGUCUCUUUGUUGCCUCUCUGAUUAAUGCCCUCCUUGCCUGGUCCUUGAGUUUUGGUGGGCAGCCCUCUCUUGGAAGGUUUGUUGUGGUGCUAUAUUCUUUCAAAUUUUUUAUAAUGGAUUAAAUGGUGCUCUGUGGGAUGUUCAAAGUUUCAGAUAUUUUUUAUAAGCCAACCCUAAUCUGUACUUCUCCACAACUUUGUCCCUGACCUGUUUGGAGAGCUCCUUGGUCUUCAUGGUGCCGCUUGCUUAGUGGUGUUGCAGAUUCUUGGGUCUUUCAGAACAGGUGUAUGUAUACUGAGAUCAUGUGACAGAUCAUGUGACACUUAGAUUGCACACAGGUGGACUUUAUUUAACAAAUUAUGAGACUUCUGAAGGUAAUUGGUUGCACCAGUUUAUUUACAUAAAAAAAAAAAUGUUAACAAGUACUAUUUUGUUUAUUUCCAUUAUAUGAUAUCCAAAUAAAAAUCUAUUUAAAUUACAGGUUAUAAUGCAACAAAAUAGGAAAAAUGCCAAGGGGAUGAAUACUUUUGCAAGGCAUUGUAUGGCGUAGAAAAAGACGAGUGACUGGGGUUUAAAGGAAUCCUCUGACAGUGACGGUGGAUGGGAUCAAUAUGGGAUUUCAGUCACUGACUGAGUUUUUCCAGUGACUGUUUUGGUAUGGAGAGAAGAUAAAAAAUAUUGACUACCCAUUGGGUUGGAGAAGAUGAUUGAUGGUGAAUGAAAUUCAUGCAAAUUAUAGGGUUAAUCAGAGGCCUACUGUAAUUUUCUCCAUUGUUAAAAUGGGUGCAAUGGACAGUGGCAAUGCAGUUAGUGGAACAUGUAAAUAUGUGAAAGAAAGCACACCUACCUGGGGACAGGGAGGCAGAGACAGUGAAGGAAAUGCCUGAGAGAGAGUGAAAUAAGAGGCUCUCUAUCUCUGAGCUGUGAAGCACACCUUUCUGUCUGACAGGACUGACUGCCCUAGUUUCUAAUGAAUAAGAUAUUCUCUAAGCUGACCUGCCUGAAGAGGAGAUGAAGCCUAGACCAACCACCUUCUAGGAUGAUUCUUAUCAAAAACAGUGUGAUCCAUCUAUUGGUUUUGCAGGGGUAUUUGAUUGUACAUAGUCUUAAAUCAGAUAGAGAUUUGAAAUUAUUAUCAAUGUCUUCAUCUUCAUGCUUUUAUAAUUGUUUUCCUUAAUUCUGGAAAAAAAUUAUAACUUGUCAGACAGUCAAGCUUGACUGAUUGAUUUCUAUUUGGACGUUUUAACAAACGCAAUGGCUAUGUUUCUACGGUCCAUGUGAUUGGUUCAUGGCUUUGCAGAGUGUUCUGAUCAGUAGUUACCCACACAUUUUAAUCAGCCUUCUCUUUGGGUAAACCAUCAUGAGCUGGAUAUUGGGCAAUUGUCUUUAAUAUUUAAACAAUUAUUUGAAAUCUAAUUUGCAAUUAGUCUGCCAUGUCUCUUUCAAGGAGGUACAUUUCUUUUUUAUUGUAAACGUGAGAAUGUUGUUUAUUUCAUGUUAUUUUAAUAAAAUGAAGUGAAACUAAUUUGC
Molecule: messenger RNA, 4732 nt
Organism: Oncorhynchus kisutch (coho salmon)
Lineage: Eukaryota; Metazoa; Chordata; Actinopteri; Salmoniformes; Salmonidae
Product: RAF proto-oncogene serine/threonine-protein kinase
Exons: 18
Coding region: 203-2137 (644 amino acids)
Biological process (GO): MAPK cascade; protein phosphorylation
Cellular component (GO): mitochondrion; cytosol
Molecular function (GO): ATP binding; MAP kinase kinase kinase activity
Source: RefSeq, a predicted model, not a curated record